ACCCAGGGAUGGGGACGGGUCAGGGGGUAGCCCGGGCCGGGGCCCUGGGGGGGCUGACAUGCACCGGGCAUCUCAGAGGUGCUGAUGAGCACCGCGGGGGCUGGGGCAGAGGCAGGCGGGGGUCCCGAGGGAGGAGGGCACGCCGAGAAGCAGCACUGGGGUGCGUGGGACGUCCCGCGUCGGGAACCGUGCUUGGUGCUCCCGCGAUUUCUGGGCCGGGGUGUGGGGUGUGCCGGAGAGGGCGAUGGGAUGGGACAGGGUGCGGGGAUGGGCGCAGGACAGCGCGGAGGCUGACGGCCCCUCCAGGCUCCUGGGUGGAGCUGCGGUGUGGCCCAGGUUGUCCCGAGCCGGCGCCCUCGCCGUUCUCCUGCCACGCCGACGUGGAGCGGAUGCUGCUGGAAGCCCAACUGGAAACGGAGAGCGGGGACGGGGCCCUGUUCGUGCUGGAUGCUCCAGCCUGGGAUGACAACGGAGCCGGCCAGGCAAGUGAGCAGUCGGAGGAGAGCGAGGUGCUGCCUGCACACAGCCAGCCCCAACCAGGCUGCCCCCACCCUCGGCAGUGGAAUGUGCUGCAGGAAACCAAGCGGAGACAGCGACUCUUGCCAGCAUCCCUGGGCUGGGCCUGUAGCCGCUGCCCUCGGUACCUGUCUCCAAAGGAAUUUGCCUUUGUGUGCUCCCCCCAGCCUGUGCUGUGGAGCCUGCAGGGAGGUGCAGUGGGGAGGAAGAAGAGACUUUUCAGUUCAGAGCUGCUGCUUCUCUUCAUCCCCUCGCUGCUGCUCAGCCACCUCCUGACCCUGGGGCUGGGGAUCUACAUUGGGAAGCGUCUAGCAGCCUCCUCGGCCAACCCCCUGUGAGGAGCCAGGUCAGCACGCGCUGCCCCGCUCGGUGUGCAGGGGGAGCCCGGCACCGGCACAGCCCGACGGCUCCCAGGCUCCGUGUUUGUGGCACAAGGUGCCGCCUCCCCGUGUACCUCCUCUAGCCCCCGCCCUGGGAGCUGAUCCCUCUCUCCCACGUAGACGGGAACCUGAUGACAGCAGCAUCCAGCCGCAGGCAGACCCUGCCCUCCCCAGCCCCUGCUUACGGGUCCGGGUCCCCUGUAACACAGACUGUAAAUAUGGCUGAGCCCCUGUGAAUAAAGAGCCCUGUGCCAGCUCGGGGGCCCAGCAGUGA
Molecule: messenger RNA, 1170 nt
Organism: Empidonax traillii (willow flycatcher)
Lineage: Eukaryota; Metazoa; Chordata; Aves; Passeriformes; Tyrannidae
Product: BCL2/adenovirus E1B 19 kDa protein-interacting protein 3-like
Exons: 5
Coding region: 9-854 (281 amino acids)
Biological process (GO): positive regulation of apoptotic process; mitochondrial outer membrane permeabilization
Cellular component (GO): mitochondrial envelope; mitochondrial outer membrane; nucleus
Source: RefSeq, a predicted model, not a curated record